Molecule: messenger RNA, 555 nt
Organism: Colletotrichum orchidophilum
Lineage: Eukaryota; Fungi; Ascomycota; Sordariomycetes; Glomerellales; Glomerellaceae
Exons: 3
Coding region: 1-555 (184 amino acids)
Source: RefSeq, a predicted model, not a curated record
AUGCCCCUCCUCUACUACUGGCAGCAGAGCGGCCUGGGGCAACCACACGGGCAAUGGCGUGAUCGGCGGCAAGAAGAUCCAAGAUCCAGGAUCCAGUCAGUCUGGGUGACCGGGCCUGCCUAUGUGCCUCCGGAGUCUGGAGGUAUGGAUCACGCAGAAAAAUCCGCGCAAACCGUUCCCAAGGACAACCCUGGCUCCCGGUUCUUCCUCUUGUUACGGGUCGGGGUCUCGUUCUCGAAUCUCAACCCCCUUACCGUCAACCCCACCUCUCCAUACCCCAGGAUUUUCCCUCCCGCGUUGCACUGCCUCGACGAUCCAAGCAGCAUCGGACGGAUGCUUGGGAUGCGACAGCACGGCGGCGCAGUCGUCCUUCAAGCCAGGAGUAGCAGGAGAUCGCCUGCACAGACGAGACAGUUCUUGACAGGGCUCGGCGGGAACGUCAAGGACUGCAUCCAAGCACUGGACCCCGGUCCUAUAUCAGCCGCGGCCCAAAUGCCCCAAGCUUCCGCUACAGCCGUGUCCCACGAUAACACAGCCACGAACCCUGUCGCCUGA